This is a messenger RNA of Colletotrichum karsti, 1734 nucleotides long. RefSeq lists its product as uncharacterized. The transcript has 2 exons. Gene Ontology annotation, molecular function: iron ion binding; monooxygenase activity; heme binding. NCBI's taxonomy places the organism in Eukaryota, Fungi, Ascomycota, Sordariomycetes, Glomerellales, Glomerellaceae. The record is from RefSeq and is a predicted model, not a curated record. The coding region runs from base 1 to 1734 and encodes 577 amino acids.
AUGUCGCCCGUCAUCGCCACUAUCACGCCUACGACUCUGCUGAUUGCAGUUGCCGCGUUGUCUUCUUACACCAUAUACCUAUGGCUUUUGCCGAAGCCAAUCCCAGGCAUACCGUACAACGAAGAAGCCGGCAGAAUUGUCAUGGGAGACAUCCCAUCUCUCCUGGAAAGCCAGAAGCAGGACAUCUCUCUUUGGCGAUGGGUCGCUUCCCAGUGCGAAAAGCUCCAGUCUCCCAUCAUCCAGCUGUGGCUGCGCCCCUUCUCACGGCCUCUGGUUAUCGUCGCAGACUUUCGCGAGGCGGAAGAUAUCAGCAUGCGACGAGCCAAAGAGUUCGACCGGGCAGACAGCCUGGACUCAAUCUUCGGCCCCAUCUUCCCGCAGUUCCACAUGCUCAUGAAGACCGGCGAUCCUCUCUACAAAAGGCAGCGAAAAUGGUUGCAGGAUCUGAUGACACCGGCCUUCCUCCACAACGUCGCCGCCGAGCCUAUCUACCAGAAUGUCCUCAAGGUGGUCGAGCUCUGGGAGCACAAGGCUCGGCUUGCCGAGCAACGCCCUUUCGAAGCCUUUGAAGACAUCUAUUACGGUGCUCUCGAUGCCGUCCUGUCGUUCUCCUUUGGAGGCAGCUUCGCUUACACAGCCGUUCCGGCUCGUCUUGAGAUGAUCUCAUCUCUGCCGGACAUCGAGAAACCAACUUCGGCCAACUAUCCUGUGAUCUUUCCCGAAGAGCCUAGGAAUGAGUUUGUCGAGGCCGUCUUGACCUUGGCUGAAAGCGUCGAGGAGGCAAGGAGGGCGGUGUUCCCAAAGAUUCGGUCGUGGUAUAUGCAUCGGACAUCACGGAUCAAAGAGGCUAAAAGAAUCCGCGAUCAGUUCAUAAACCACGAAAUCGACGUUGCCGUGAGGAGGCUCGAAGCCGAUGAGCCAGUGACCUCGGCCGUAGAGCACAUGAUACACCGAGAACAGCUUUUCGCCGAGAAAGAAGGAAGGAUACCAGCUUACAAGUCCAUCGGAAUGCACAGCGAGGUCUUCGGUUUUCUCAUGGCAGGUCAUGAAACCAGCGCCACCACGUUCGGAUGGGGCCUGAAGUUCUUGACGGACAACCAGAACGCCCAAAGAAACCUGAGAGGUCAGCUUCACAAGUAUCUUUCGACGGUAGUGGCUGAGAAACGCCAACCGACCUGCGAGGAGAUCACCAGGACGAGCAUCCCGUACCUCGACGCGACAUUGGAAGAGAUCCUUCGCUGCGCGGGCACAACUUCAGUCACGGAUCGCCAAGCUCUUCAGAAUACCACCAUCCUAGGCCAUCACAUCCCAAAGGACACAAAUGUGGUCAUGGUAACCAUCGGAGAGAGCAUCAUGAAGCCCGAGUUCGAGAUUCCCGAAUCGAAGCGUACAAAGUCCGCCCUGGACGUCGCGAACCGCAUCCGCACCUGGAAAGCGUCGCCAUAUCCCGUCACUGAGUUCCGGCCGGAACGCUGGCUCGUGUCGGCCAAAGACGGAAGUGACGAGACGGUCUUCGAUGCCACAGCUGGACCGCAGAUGGCGUUUGGCUUGGGACCUAGGGCCUGUUUCGGGCGCCGGCUGGCUUAUCUUGAACUGCGCAUGUUUACUGCGCUCUUGAUCUGGAACUUUGAGUUCUUGCCGUGCCCAUCGGAGCUUUCUAGCUAUAGUGGCUACGAUGGUCUGACGGUCAAACCCAGGCAGUGUUAUGUCAGGUUGAGCAAAGCGUCUUUGUGA